GCUGCAGGUCACCAGUGCCGAGGACUCGCUGCCAGGGUUUCUUAGGUCCCUGUGGGAGCCGGGAGAGCCGGAGCAGCAUGAGGAGCCGGCGGCGGGGCGGGCGGGGGCACUCCUGACUCCCGGCUGACGAGCCCGGCGCAGUUUCCUCCGCUCGCCAUGUGUGUCAUCCAGCCCGACCCAUGAUUCACCUCCUGGGCUGCUCAAAACCCUCCCGAGCUGCUCCCCAGCCCUCUCAGAGGGGCUGGUCCAGGCGGCCCCCCGCGCUCGGGGCUCGGAGGAGAAGAUGGGACGAGCCUGGCUGGCGCUCGGGAUCCUGGCGCUCUGCGCCGCUGGAGCCUGGGGGGGCAACAUCUGCACCACCCGUGGGGUGAACUCCUGCAAGCAGUGCCUGGCUGUGAGCCCCCUCUGUGCCUGGUGCUCUGCCGAGGUCUGGGCACAGUCGUCCCCUCGCUGUGACCUCCGUGCCAACCUGCUGCACAACGGCUGCGGGCAGGAGCACAUCGAGUCCCCCAGCAGCAGUGUCACCAUCCUGGAGGACAGACCCCUCAGCAACAAGGGCUCAGGGGGGGCCACCACCACCCAGAUGAGCCCCCAGAGAAUUCGGCUGAACCUGAGGCCGGACGACUCCCAGGUCUUCCGUGUCCAAGUGCGUCAGGUGGAAGACUACCCUGUGGACAUCUACUACCUGAUGGACCUGUCCAACUCCAUGAAGGACGACCUGAGGAACAUCCAGAACCUGGGCACGAAGCUGGCCAGCGAGAUGCGCAAGCUCACCAGCAACCUCCGCAUCGGCUUCGGGGCCUUCGUGGACAAACCCAUCUCCCCCUACAUGUACAUCUCUCCUCCUGAAGCCGUGGAGAACCCUUGCUAUGAGAUCAGUGAGACCUGCCUGCCCAUGUUCGGGUACAAGCACGUGCUGUCGCUCACGGACGAGGUGACCCGGUUCAACGAGGAGGUGCGGAAGCAAAGCGUGUCCCGGAACCGCGACGCGCCCGAGGGCGGCUUCGAUGCCAUCAUCCAGGCCACUGUGUGCGAGGAGAAGAUUGGCUGGAGGAAUGAUGCUUCCCACCUGCUCGUCUUCACCACGGACGCCAAGACCCACAUCGCCCUGGACGGGCGGCUGGCCGGCAUCGUGCAGCCCAACGACGCCCAGUGCCACAUUGGCAAGGAUAAUUUCUACUCUGCCAGCACCACACUGGACUAUCCCUCUCUGGGCCUGAUGACUGAGAAACUCUCAGAGAAGAACAUCAACUUGAUCUUUGCUGUGACAGAUACAGUUGUUGGCCUCUACCAGAACUACAGUGAGCUGAUCCCAGGCACAACCGUGGGCACCUUGUCCAGAGACUCCAGCAACGUCCUGCAGCUCAUCGUGGACUCCUAUGGGAAAAUCCGCUCCAAGGUGGAGCUGGAGGUGCGGGACCUCCCCGAAGAGCUGUCCCUGGCCUUCAACGCCACCUGCCUCAACGAUGAGGUCAUCCCUGGGCUCAAGUCCUGCGUGGGGCUCAAGAUUGGGGACACGGUGAGCUUCAGCAUCGAGGCCAAGGUGCGGGGCUGCCCCCAGGAGCGGCACAAAUCCUUCACCAUCAAACCCGUGGGCUUCAAGGACAGCCUGAGCGUGGAGGUGAACUUCGACUGCGACUGCUCCUGCGAGAGCCGCGCCGAGCCCCGCAGCCCGUCCUGCAGCCGCGGCAACGGCACCUUGGAGUGCGGGGUGUGCCGCUGCCACGCCGGGCGCCUGGGCUCGCACUGCGAGUGCUCGGAGGAGGAGUACAACCCCUCGCAGCAGGACAACUGCAGCCCCCGGCCGGGCCAGCCGCUGUGCAGCCAGCGCGGGGAGUGCAUCUGCGGGCAGUGCGUGUGCCACAGCAGCGACUUCGGCAAGGUCAGCGGCAAGUACUGCGAGUGCGACGACUUCUCCUGCGUCCGCUUCAAGGGCCAGAUGUGCUCGGGCCACGGGAAGUGCAGCUGCGGGGACUGUGUGUGCGACCCGGACUGGACGGGCGACUACUGCAACUGCACGACGCGCACGGACACGUGCAUGUCCGGCAACGGGCUGGUCUGCUCCGGCCACGGCUCCUGCGUGUGCGGCCGCUGCGAGUGCACCCAGCCCGGCUCCUACGGGGACACCUGCGAGAGGUGCCCCACCUGCCCCGACGCCUGCACCAUCAAAAAGGACUGUGUGGAGUGCAAGAAGUUCGAGCGGGGGAGGCUGGUGGAGGAGCAGACCUGCAGCCGCAUGUGCCGGGACGAGAUCGAGACCGUGCAGGAACUGAGUGACAGGGGCAAGGACGCCGUGAACUGCACCUACAAGGACGAGAACGACUGUGUGGUGAGGUUCCAGUACUACGAGGACUCCAGUGGCAAGUCCAUCCUCUCCGUCAUCGAGGAGCCUGACUGCCCAAAGGGGCCCGACGUCCUGGUGGUCCUGCUCUCGGUGACAGGGGCCAUCCUGCUCAUCGGCCUGGCUGCCCUGCUCAUCUGGAAGCUCCUCAUCACCAUCCACGACCGCCGGGAGUUCGCCCGCUUCGAGGAGGAGAAGGCCAGGGCCAAGUGGGACACGACCCACAACCCUUUAUAUAAAGAGGCCACAUCCACCUUCACCAACAUCACGUACCGGGGGAACAACUAGGAUGCCACACCCAGCACUGGCCGUGGGAUCAGCCAAGGAUCCAUGGAACCUUAAGGAGUCCAGUUUACAGAAGCCCUUGUGUGUGUGAGCCUGUGUGAACGUGUCUGUGUGUAAUUUAACAACCCCUUGACUGCCUCCAGGCCCUCCAAGUGUUGUCCAUCACCCCUCUGUGACUGCAGGGACGUGCUCUCCAGGCAAACCUCGCUCCUUACCUCGCGGGUCGCUCGCGGAGCCGGCGGCCCCUCCAUACACUGGACACAGAGAAAUGGGACUUUCUCUGCCAGUCUGUGAACUCUUUGGUGCUCAUCGGGCCAAGGGGACUUCAGGAGUGGCCACUCAAACCACACUGAGCUGUUUUCUCCCCCACGGCCCGUGCCGGUGAAGCCCUGCCUGUCGGAUCACUGGACUCAGUCCCGCUGGGCACAGGAGCCAUCUCCUUGGGCACAGGGCAGCUGCCAGCAGGCAGGAGCCAUCACUGCUUUGUGGGUUCAGGACACUGCUUCUGAGCAGCCCAGCAACCCCUUUCCUCCUUGCACCCCCGUGUUCUGGCACUGCUGUGAGCCAGGGUGGUGAGAAGCUGUGCCCUCCCUCACUGCCCCCACGUGCACUCAGUUUGCACCCCAGCACCUCCAUGUAGCACCAGCUGUGCUGGUCCCAGCCACAGCCUGGCUCAGCCCCAGGGAUGGUGCUGAGCUCCCCGUGUCCCCCCUCACUGUCCUCAUGCCACAGCCCACAUGGAUGUGCAGGCAGCAGCCUCGGGAGCUCAUGAUGCCCCUUAUCCCUCAGGCCUGGCCACCUCUCUCCCCUCUGUGUUUUCUGAGCUGUGUAACUGCACCCUGCCUGGUUUUCUGCACAGCUCAGGGUUCCAGCAGAGCAGGCAGGGCUCAGGCUGUGUCCUGCUGCCUGGGGCUGUGUGUCACCCGUGGGGGAAAACGAAGAGAUGUCCCAGUUUGGCUGUAGCAGUGCUGCUGCCUGGUCCCUGCCCUGCCAGAGCACAGUGGCUCAAUUCCCCUCAGCUGCCCCAAAAACCAACAGCAACCUCGGGCCCGGUGUGGGGUUUGCCCCGAGGGCCCCAGCAGAGUGUUGGCUGAGCUGGUGGUGGCCCUGUGUCCCUGUCCCCUGGCUGUCUCAGCAGUGUGGGAGCAGGGGCAGGGCUUGGUGCUGGGUGGGAUCUGGGGCUGAGCCCCAGGGAGGGGGGUGGAUGGGCAGCACCAGAGCGGCAGCAAAUCGCACCACAAAAAUAAAAAUAACUAAA
Molecule: messenger RNA, 3884 nt
Organism: Pseudopipra pipra
Lineage: Eukaryota; Metazoa; Chordata; Aves; Passeriformes; Pipridae
Gene: ITGB3
Product: integrin subunit beta 3
Exons: 15
Coding region: 284-2629 (781 amino acids)
Biological process (GO): integrin-mediated signaling pathway; cell migration; cell-matrix adhesion
Cellular component (GO): integrin complex; focal adhesion; cell surface
Molecular function (GO): fibronectin binding; fibrinogen binding; integrin binding
Source: RefSeq, a predicted model, not a curated record